Debaryomyces tyrocola is the source of this 1593-nucleotide messenger RNA. The record is from the annotation of a GenBank genome assembly. NCBI's taxonomy places the organism in Eukaryota, Fungi, Ascomycota, Pichiomycetes, Serinales, Debaryomycetaceae.
AUGAAGAGCUUACUUGAAUCAUUGUCGAAUAAUUUACCUAAAGGUAACUAUAAACUCUUUCAUAUUCAGUCACAACCAUGCCAAUGUAAACAUUUGUUGAUUUAUCAUAAAAAAAAUGCCCAAAAACCAGCAAUAACCAUAAAGAUCAAACACUUUAUAAGCUUGAUAGAUGAUGAUAAUCUUGUUAUUAUGGGAAUUGAGGUUUACAUUUACUUAACGGUGUUUGACGAUCAGUUAAAGCAUAGUAUAUUCAUUUCAAAAGCAGAUACUACUGGUUUAUCGACUCAGAAAUAUAAAAUAAACCAAUUGAUCGAUGAUAUCUUGCAAUAUUUGAUCCAAUAUGACGUACGGAAUUACUGCCGUAAAAUCAAAUUGAGGUCAUACGAAGCGGUUAAUAGAUCAGGAAGUAAUCCUACAAUUAACAAUUUGAAUCGGAUAAUUGGUAAAUUGAGAGAAGGUACGUCAUAUUAUAAAUCAAUCCCUUAUUACAACGAAGUGGUGAUCCCAUCCACAAGCGACAACUUGGAAACAAUCGUGCCCCCAGAGCGUAUUCAGACUUCUAUAUCGUUAUUUACCAGGGCGUCGGAGCAGUAUCUUUUCCCAAAUUCAUCCAAAAAUGAUAGAAAACACGUAAUUGGCGGCGAUGAUUUAUUAAAUUGGUGGAUAAGGUUGAUCAACAGAACACUUUUAAAUCAAACAAAAGAAAGUAAUUGGAACUGUCGAUUGCAUAUUCCGGGCUCAGACAAAGUUUCGAUAUCUAAAAAGUUGCCUGCUCAUAAUAAUAAUGUUGCAUGGUCAAUUGGCAGCAUAUUUGAUAAAGAUGCAGAGAAGUUGGCAAUUAAUCAGAUCCCUUUAUUUCCUGAUGACCCUAAAGGGCGUUUCUUGGAACAUCUAAUAGUCGAAAACAGAUACAAGUCUACCAAUUUGAAACAGUUUUGGCAAGAACUAGGGUUUAGACAGGAAUUUCGGUUAGGAAAUGUUGUUGGUAUAAUAGGUUGUGAAAGAGAAGUAUUGGUUAUAGAUCCAGUUGAGACUACACAUGACGUAUGCGUCUUGCCGUUGGGUCAAUAUAAGAAGAUAUUGAAUAGCAUAAAAGGUGCAGAUUUUAGUGAUGCAAACGAUAUAAAAGCAUUGGUAACUGUCAAGAUUCCCGAUUCAAUGAAAGAGUUUUACGCAACGAAUUAUUAUAUUUCACUUGAAGGUUUAAAUAGCACUAUGCCUAGAACAGCAGCCAUGCCAAUAGUUAACGAUUUGAAUCUGAGUGUGAAGAGAAAAUCAGACGCACCAAAGAGAGAAAUUGUUAAUGAUAUAUCUGGAUCUAUAAAAAGAAAGCCAGUCAAUGACAUAUCUGGCUCCAUAAAACGAACGCCUGUAAACGACUUAUCUGGAUCUAUAAAAAGAAAACCUGUCAAUGACAUAUCCGGCUCCGUAAAACGAAAGCCUGUGAAUAUAUCUGCUCCUGUGGAGAAGAUGCCUGUCAAUAAUCUAGCGAAUAAACCGGAGAACACGUCAUCUUACCGUGAAUCAACUCAGGGACACUCCCCUAAAAUCAACGUUAUAAAUAGCUUGAUCAAAAGAAAAUCAAAGAACUAA